Messenger RNA from Stylophora pistillata, 2404 nucleotides. RefSeq lists its product as uncharacterized. Gene Ontology annotation, cellular component: plasma membrane. NCBI's taxonomy places the organism in Eukaryota, Metazoa, Cnidaria, Anthozoa, Scleractinia, Pocilloporidae. Gene Ontology annotation, biological process: adenylate cyclase-activating G protein-coupled receptor signaling pathway; protein phosphorylation; hormone-mediated signaling pathway. Gene Ontology annotation, molecular function: protein binding; G protein-coupled peptide receptor activity; protein kinase activity. The record is from RefSeq and is a predicted model, not a curated record.
CCUAAAGUUUCGUUACAUGUUCCGGGGACCUGGGAAGAAGACACUUACAAUUUACCAGAAGACAAAAACCUACCGUAAAAUUCCAAUCUGGAUUUCAGGAAGCAACACUGGCAAGAACUGGCUCUACGGACAAGUUCCUUUGAAUUGUCUUUCUGAGUUUCAGGUGCUAAUAGAAGGUAAAACAGAGACAAGAGAGGACUUGAUAGCAUUGGCAGGAUUGUACAUUGAGGAGGGAAACCUUUGCCAACACAAACCCUGGUCAGCUAAACAAGCCUGUAACGAAACAUUGACUAACAAGUCGGGAUAUUUCUUCUCUCCUUUAUAUCCGGGACAUUCUCUUGAUGACAUUCUUUGCAGAUGGCUCAUAACCGUCCCACAACGUCAUAUAAUCCACUUGAAGUUCCAAGAAUUCAGACUCAGAGAACACCCCACAUGCGAUAAAUGUUUUGUGGAAGUUUUUGAUGGUAGCGAAAAAACUGGACCCUCGUUGGGCAAAUUCUGCGGCUAUCUGUUUCCUCCAGAUUUCUUAUCUUCCUCGAAUCAUUUAACAGUUUUUCUGAGCUGUCACGGAAAUUUACCUGUGGCCAGAUUAAAGGCCUUGUAUCAUUCUGUUUCAGCCAAGGACAAUGACGAACCAUCCUGUUCACGUCGGCAAAGUUGCCCAUCGAGCUGCAAAUGUGAAGAUUUCGGUGAAGGCAAAGACAACGGGACUAUUGUAACUGGAGUAGACCUGCUCAGUGUUCCAUCUAAUCUCCCCCCUAAUACUCGAGCUGUGUUUUUCCAGAAAAAUCGGAUACCUCAGUUACAAGAAAAGGCCUUUGCAAAUCUCGACAAGCUAGAAUAUAUAGACAUGAGCUUCAAUAUUCUGCUUCGCCUCAGAGAAAACUGCUUUCAAAAUGUCCCAUCCGUCGAAACUAUGCGACUGAACUUCAACUUCUUACAAUCUCUUCCCGACGGAGUCUUUCUUGAACUUCCUAAUUUACGCGUUCUAGAUUUAGGGAAAAACCGUCUUCGCAAAGUAGUAAAAGGAAUGUUGGAUGGACUUUUUAGUAUAGAGGUUUUAGGCUUGCGUUCAAACCAGAUUGAGAGAGUGGAAUAUGGUGUUUUUGAAAACAAAAGCACCAUGACCCAUCUGUAUCUUCAGGAUAACAAACUCAAAACAUUACCAGAAGGCCUGUUUGAAGAUCUUUCAAAGCUGAAAGUGUUAGAUUUGAGUGGGAACGAACUAACAGUGGUGACGAAGGGAACUUUCAAAGGACUCAAAUCACUGGAAUAUUUGUAUCUAAACAAUAACAAGCUAUCUGAUGUACCUUCCGAUGCAUUUAGUGAACUAGAAAACUUGAAGUAUUUGAAACUCGACCGAUUUAUUUUCUGCUGCUACGCCAUAAAGUCAAUCGAAGGAGUUGACUGCGAUUCUCCAAUCAACGAGUUUUCGAGCUGUGACGACCUCAUGAAAAACGAAGCUGUUCAGGUCUGUAUCUGGAUUCUGGGAAUACUUGCGCUCCUUGGCAACGUCCUCGUCAUAAUAUGGCGUGCCGCUGAUAAAGAAGAAAGCAGGGUUCAGUCCUGUCUGCUGACCAAUCUGGCCGUAGCUGAUCUGUUUAUGGGCGUGUAUCUAUUAACGAUCGCCAUCAUGGACUCAAGAUGGCGAGGGGAAUACUUUAAGCAUGACAUUAAAUGGAGAUCUAGCAUCGGCUGUCAAAUCAUUGGAGCUCUUUCGAUGCUCUCCAGUGAAGUUUCUGUCCUGAUUCUCACCAUUAUCACCAUCGACCGACUUAUCUGUAUCGUCUUCCCAUUCAAGUUCAAGCGCCUUACUUACAAAGCGGCCGUCCUUUCCUGCAUGGGUGUAUGGAUGUUUGGCAUAGUCAUAUCUGUGAUUCCUAUCACCGGAGUAAACUACUUUUACGAUGAAAGCGGGGAUUUCGGUUUCUAUAGUCGCUCUGCCGUCUGCCUUCCGCUUCAGCUUUCAGAGGGCACACCGGCUGGCUGGGAAUACUCCUUCUCAUUCUUUGUGGGCUUGAACUUCAUUUCUUUCACCUUUAUCCUCGUGGCGUAUAUCUCAAUAUUUUGGACGGUGAAGCGUGCUGCACGUGCAGCGCGAUCGACGAAUUUCAAAAAGGAAUCCGAGAUGGCUAAGAGGCUUGCCUUCAUCGUGAUGACAGACUUCUGCUGCUGGAUGCCCAUCAUAACAAUCAGUGUUUUAUCGCUAACUGGGAAUUUUGAGGAUCCAAACAAAAUCGCCUACGUGUGGAUUGCAGUGUUUGUUCUUCCUAUCAACUCCUCCAUAAAUCCAAUCCUGUACACUUUUUCCACCCAACGAGCAAAGCAAAGCUUAACCAAAAAGGGAAAACAUAUCACUGGUAUUGUAAUGAAGACAUUGAACGAGCGAAUGCCAGGUGAGUAA